Labeo rohita (rohu) is the source of this 2298-nucleotide messenger RNA. RefSeq names its product NACHT, LRR and PYD domains-containing protein 1 homolog. The transcript has 14 exons. The coding region runs from base 33 to 1649 and encodes 538 amino acids. Gene Ontology annotation, biological process: regulation of apoptotic process. NCBI's taxonomy places the organism in Eukaryota, Metazoa, Chordata, Actinopteri, Cypriniformes, Cyprinidae. The record is from RefSeq and is a predicted model, not a curated record.
AGACUGCUGUUAAGAAACUCUUUACUGUCAGCAUGUUCCCAAAAAAACCCACCACCGAGGCAACCAGUGAUGGCAGACCACCUGUCAGUUAUUUAGUGGCCUUGAAUGACAAGUUGCAGAUGAAUGCAGAGAAAGUGGAGAGGAACAUCAUUGAGACACAACAGAAUCUCAACAGGGAUAUCAGGAAGAUUAAUGAAGGGAAGCAGCCCCUGUACCAGAAGGACAUCACCAGGACAAUCCUGGACUCACUGGAGCUGUUGAAUGCUCUGGGUGAAGAUGCAGCUGAAGCCUCUCGCUUGCAGCACCCUCAUUCUGACAUGAUUGAGAAGGAUGUGAAACAGCUGCGAGAGCGUGUGAUGAAGCUUUGUGAGGAAUAUGAGCGCAAUUACAAUUGCUCCAUCACCGACUACCAGGGAAAGAAGACUGAUGAGAAACUGGGUGAUUCUGAAUGGGAACUUCAAAGACCUUUAGAGGUCAAGACAGAUGCAGAUAUCAAGUACAGUGUCAGCUCCUCUGCAGGGCAGCAUGAAUGUUCAGAGACUAGCCUCCGCUGGGAGUCUGCCAGUGAUGUCAGUUUGGAGUAUCGGUUUGUUGAAUGGAAAUCACUCAGUAAAGAUAUUUUGAAGAACUACAAGCCAUGUGGACCUUUGAUAGACAUCAGUGUAACCAAUGGCACACUGAGGGAAGUUCAGCUACCUCACUUCGUCUGUGUAGAUUCUGUAUCUUCCUCGGAUGAUGCAGUAAAAGUUCUUCAUGUAAAGGAUGGUACCGUUUCAUUUGAAAGAUGUGAAUUGAGUGGAUCCCAUGCCAAGAUUCUCAAUCCCACCUUCUCAUGCGUGGCAAUUGUUGUAGAGGCACAACGGUACAACAACAUGAAAUUUCAAUGUGAAACUUUGAUUUAUCGCAACAGAAAGGCUUCCCUCAACCUUCAUGUGUACCUGAUUGUAAAGGAUCAAAAACUUAAAAAGGAUGUAGAGGAGAAGGAGAUCAAAAAUAUGGAGAUUUUAAAACCAAUUCCAGAUGAAGCCCUUAUCAUGGAUGACAGUUACAUCCUGAAGACUUCUUGUGAUUCCAAAAUCAAACCUUCGAGUUUAAAAUUGACACCCGGCAAGGCCAACUUCUUUGAUAUACACCUUCAAGAUGUAAAGGAAUGUCUUGAACUCUCCAUAGAGACAAAAGAGGGCCAAAAAAUAUGGGAUGUUAAUAUAGAAUCAGAUGAGUUCAACAGAAAGAGUUCAGCAUCUGACUGGAGGGUGAAAACAAUUAAUAGAUCGGUGCUGAUUUUGCAAUGGUGGCGCCAAUUGAUAACGGCUAUUGAACAAUCCGCUAAAAUGCCUCUUCCGCUAUCCAAAGAGACUGACACAGCACAGAAAAAAAGAAAAUGCAAAAAGGGUGAAGGUGCUGAGUUUGUGGAUAAACACAGGACACAGUUGAUCAGAAAGGUCUCACUGGUGGAGCCAAUUGCAGAUGACAUGAAAGAUCUGAUUGGUGAUGAAAAAUACGGAAUGAUCUCAAUGUCAGUAACAAAAGAAGAGAAAAUGAGAACACUUCUGAACUUUCUGACGACACCAAAACUGAAAGAUAAACUUUACCAAAGUCUUGUAGAACAUGAGUACCACGUUAUUGAAUAUUUGAAUGAUUCUGGGUAGAUGCUCUGCCAUGCGUCAGAAAAAUGAAUUCAUUAUGGUUUAUUAUUAUUUUACAGCAGACAGGUCAUUAAUAAUAUAAUGUGGCACAGUUAUGCCAUAUUAUUACAUCAAAUACAGUUGUGAUUGGUUUAUGUAAAUAAUAAAUAAUUGUACACUUAAUGUCAUUAAGUGUUCAGAUAAAAACAUAAAAAUGCAUAAACACAAAUUUAAAAAAAUGUAACUUUGUGACUUUCUGAAAUAUUUUGCACCUUACGUUUGGGAAGAUUUUUCCACCGUUAGAUAUUAUUAUUAGACAUUAUUCCGAACGAUCUCCAUUUGAACAAUAUAUCUCUGUUUGUGCUAGAGCCACCAGCUGAAACAACCUUUUUCCCUUAACUUUGCAUUUGGUGUGUAAAACUAUUGUUUGGCGGCUUAUUUACUUAUUUGUUUGCUUUUUUGUUUGUUUGUUUGUUUUUGAUUUCCUUGAGUUGUUAGAGGUAGGUAUAAUUAAUUGCCUCUAUCUGGAAAUAUUUUAUAAUUAACUGCUUUUUUAUUCUUCAUAGUGGCAAAAACAAGCUUGGUGAAAGAAGAUGUAGUGCAGUAGUUUGGGCACUAUGUUUGUCUUUAAAAUGAGUUUGACAUCAAUAAAUACUGGUAAAUACUUACAAAA